UCUCGACAAAUCGGUUCGAAGGAUAAAUCAAAAUGGGAAAAACCAGAGGUGUGCACGAGACAACGCCGGAAUUGAGAAAUCGAAUGGUGGGAAUGUACGAAGCUGGUUUGGGCCUGCGAGAAAUUGCGGCUGCCGUCAAUUGUUCGCAACGUACAGUAAAAAGGUGGUUGAACAGGUUCGAUAAAGAAGGUACGGUAGAGACAAGAGAAAGAUGUGGACGUAAACGUGCCACGACCAGCGAACAGGACGAGGCGAUCAUAAGGCUGGCUACGCAAACGCCGAUAACAGCUGCUAAAGCUGUCCUCCCUGCUUUGGGACUCAAUUGCUCCGUUGACACUAUAAGAGAAAGACUGCACAAAGCAGGAAUCCACAAUUGGAGUCCCUCGCGGAAAUACAUGCAAAGAAUUCCUCUUGGGGAUACAGACGGUGCAGCGAUUCAACAGCCUGUAUGGAGGCCUACCGGGACACAGUUAGGGAAAAAGAAGUCUUCCAAAGAUUCUAGUAAAAACGAUAAGAAUAGUAGCACGACUAAAAAGAAGAACCCGUCUUGGAAAAUUAGGGCCAAAGAUGUGUACGUUGGUGAUGGCGCACCGAUAGAAAAUGCAAAGCAAUCCAACGAACAGCAAGAAUUUAUAUUUUCCCAACAAGCUGCUCCUCAACCUCAGGCCGCUGACAUGCAAGCGCCACCUCAACCGCUACCUUCGAAUCAAACGGAGUUUGGCAAUGCGUUAAGUUUAGUUCAACAGGCGCAACCUGUUUAUCAGCAUCCUGGUUUAAAUAUCUCUCAAAAUUGGCCGUUGGAUUUGGUGCAAGGAAGUCAUCAUUAUCCACAGGGCCAACCUGAUCCAAUUUCUCACGAACAACCUUUGUCACAGCAGCUUCAAGAAUUACGUACUCGGCAAGAGCAACAGCAACAUCACGCGCAACAAGUACGGCAAACGAUUACAGAUCAGACGCACAAUCUCGAUCAGCAACGGCAACUAAAAGUAGAGCAUCAAAUCCAACACCAGCAGCACCAGGAACACUUACAUUUGCAAUUGGCUAGCCCGCAAACCAAUACGAACAUGAACUCUGAUAAUUUCAAUUCCUGUAGUUCUCAAGACAGCAAUCAGUCUUCUGGCGGUGAACUCAAACAAAACGAGAACGCUGCAAAGCCUGUCAAGAUGGAGCGAUUUUUGCCUGUACGGUUGCAGGAGGAUCAUCACCAUCAGUUCCUGGAACUGCCAGUACAAAAUGAGCCGACGCGUUAUCUACGAUCCGCGGUCGACGAUGACUCAGGAUGCAAGAAUCAGGCCCCGGUCGCCCUGCAACCCGACAGGCUCCACUGUACGUCGAAAGACAGUAACGAAAGGAGUAUGUCGCAGAAAAGGAAAAAGAAAGGCGGGAAGGCGAAAGGAACGUUGGAAACGAGCGUCGAAAUUCGAAAUCGUAUGAUCGGUAUGUCCGAGGCAGGUUUAUCCACGCUAUCAAUCGCGCUCGCAAUCGACAGAUCGGAACGUACCGUUAAAAGGUGGUUAGAACGUUGGCAUAAAGAAGGGAACGUGCAAACGAAAGAAAGAAAGGGUCGUCGUCGUAUCACGACUAAAGAACAAGAUGAAGCUAUAAUCGCGAUGGCUACACAGCAGCCCUUAACUGCGGCGAAACACGUCGCGCCUGCUCUGGGAUUAAAGUGUAGCGUGGACACGAUCAGAGAACGGCUUCACAAAGCUGGUAUCCACAGUUGGAAGCUUGGGAAAAAGCAAGGGGAGGGAAACGCUGUACAUACGGUGCAUCUUUGGCAGCCCAGUGGAAAUCGACCAAACAAACCAAAGAUGCUCGGUGAAAAGAAGAAGAAAUCGAACGGUAAUAAAAAACGGGAUCAAGCGUCGAGGAAUACGCCGAAACGAUUGUCUUCUAAAAGGAGGAGGACAGAGUCUGCUGCAGUGAAAAUCGUACCACCGCCGACGAACAUGAUACCGGAACAGUCCACUGCUUUGCCGUUUCAUAAUCCUGCAACGAUGGCAAAUUAUGUUUCAGCUCCUAAUAUUAUGCAACCUGUUCACAAUAUUACCGCAGCUCUUCCUACGCUCGUUCAACCUCAACCACCUCCGCCAGCGCCGCAAUCGAUGCAGCCAAUGGGUCCUAUGAUGCAACAAAGACCCGAUUGUCGAUUAGCGCCGACUAUCGCGCCACCUGUGUCGGGACAGGAAAAUACCGGAGUUGCCUAUCCGUCGUGUAUGGUUGGAAACAAUAGUCACACUGGACACAACAUGGAACAACCAGACCCAUUGAACUAUGAACCAUAUAUAUGGAGUUUCUAAGCAUCAAGGACUUCUAGACACCAUUAAAUCGUAAACUAUCAAAUUUUUACAUCUUUUACCGUGCCGUGUGAGAUUUCUUUCAGCCGUCGAAGCUACCAGCUUUAUGUUAGCGUUUUGUACGUACUAGUUAGAACGGUAAAAUCGCAUUUACGAAAGUAUUUUAACAUUCUUAAAGAUACCGGGGAAAAAAGGAACAAAAGUCUGAAAAUGUGUACCGUCGAACAAGUAUUA
Colletes gigas is the source of this 2531-nucleotide messenger RNA. RefSeq lists its product as uncharacterized. The transcript is spliced from 8 exons. The record is from RefSeq and is a predicted model, not a curated record. Bases 33 to 2300 code for a protein of 755 amino acids. Lineage: Eukaryota; Metazoa; Arthropoda; Insecta; Hymenoptera; Colletidae.